UACAAUGACGUCUAAAGUAAGCGACUACAUCAGUUGGGCUGAGGGUCCAGAAGAUAAAGAACACGGGAUGCCUUACCACUGUGUGGCCUAUGGAUGCGGCAAAACUGCAGAAGACGGUGUGACGCUGUUUAAAUUCCCAAAGGACCACGAGGAGUUUUGCAAAUGGGAGAAGCAGGUCCAGCGCACCCGAAACCACUGGGUCGCCACGCCCAACUCUCACCUGUGCAGCAAGCACUUUGGGAUGGAGUACUUCGAGCCCAGACCCUCCAGUGGCACUCUGAAGCUGAAGCCUGGAUCUGCCCCCACUGUGUUCGUCCGUCCGCACUGUUCCUCCUGCAGCGGUGUGGGCUGCAGUCUGUGUCUGCCUGCCAUCCAACACCGUGGCAUUACAGCAGAACCGAGAGAGCGUACAAGUGGAGAACAUAUUGAAAUGGCGCCCGUCGGGUCUGAUGAAAGCGAGGAAGAAAAUGGCGAAGAACAGCCGACAAGAGGAGGGAUGACGCCAGGAGAAAAAAGUGGUGAACAAACAGUGGUGUGUGAGAUGUGCGGCAUCAGCGGCGCCUUCAACACCUUCUUCUCCAAGACGAAGCGUUUCUGCAGCUUGUCCUGCUCCCGUUCAUAUUCAUCAAACUCCAAGAAGACCUCCAUACUGGCUCGACUGCAGGGAAAGCCACCCUCAAAAAAAGCCACAGUGCUGAAUAAAGUGAACAAAGCCCCGGCACAGGAUGCCCCGCCUGCAGGUUUUGAAUGGGGUGCCUACCUGGAGAAGGAGACGGCUCUGGCUGCAGCCGUGUCCUGCUUCAGACACGCUCCCCUGUGUGCUCAGUGGGACGACAUCUCUCUGGGGAUGAGGGUGGAGGUCCUGAACACAAACGCUGUCCUGCCCAGUAAAGUCUACUGGAUCGCUUCUGUCGUCCAGAUCGCAGGGUAUAAAGCCCUGUUGAGGUACGAAGGCUUUGAGGAAGACAGCAGCCAUGAUUUUUGGUGCAGCCUCGUUUCUGCAGAGCUGAACCCCAUCGGAUGGUGCGCCAUGACCAGCAAACUACUGGUGCCCCCACAAGACGUGAAGCAGAUCAUCCCAGAUUGGAAAGAGUAUCUGAUGAAGACGCUGGUGGGGGCCAACACUUUACCUGUGGAUUUCUACCUGAAAUUGGCAGAGAGCAUGCGGACCUCCUUCAGAGUCGGGAUGCGGGUGGAAGUUGUCGACCCCAAACACGUGAGUCGGACGCUGGUCGCCAUCAUCCACUCCAUCAAAGGGGGCCGUCUGCGGCUGGUGUACGAGGAUCAGAGCGACGCCCCCGAAAACACCAUCGACGACUUCUGGUGCCACAUGGCGAGCCCCCUGCUGCACCAGGUAGGCUGGUCCAACCAGGUGGGCCACGCCAUCAAAACACCGGUAAACCCUACGGGACCUGCUUCCAAGACCUGGAGGGGGAACUAUGACAGUUCAUUCGUGCUGUUUAAAAAGCCGAGGUUUGUCUACAUGGAGGGAUGCUACUUUGAGGAGGGGAUGAAGCUGGAGGCCAUCGACCCUCUCAACCUGGGCAGCAUCUGUGUGGCCACCAUUCAGAAGGUGCUGUUUGACGGUUACCUGAUGGUCGGGAUCGAUGGCGUCUCGUCAAACGGCUACGACUGGUUCUGUUACCACGCCUCGUCCCACGCCAUCCUUCCUGUUGACUUCUGUAAGAAGAACAACAUCCCUCUCACGGUUCCUCCAGAUUCUGAUUCUCAGACUUUCAUCUGGGAGGAAUACCUGAAGGACAACAACGCUAAAGCUGCGCCGGCUCGGCUGUUUAACGCCGAGUUCCCGGGUCACGACUUCUCCCCCAACAUGAAGCUGGAGGCGGUGGACCUGAUGGAGCCGCGGCUGGUUUGCGUGGCGACGGUGAAGCGCUGCGUCGGCCGCCUGCUGCUCAUCCACUUCGACGGCUGGGAGGACGAGUUCGACCAGUGGUUCGACCACCAGUCGCCCGACAUCUACCCGGUGGGCUGGUGCGACCUCAUGGACUAUCCUCUGCAGCCGCCCCCAGGACUCGUUCUAUUUGACCCUGCGACACAGAACAAGAAAAACAAGGGCUUCACGCAUCGGAAAAGAAGAAAGAAGAAUGGGAAGAAGAGGGUCUCUCAGGAGCAUACUGAAGCCGAUGAACACGAUGUCCAGCAGCCGGAGGACAUCUCCACCGACGUUCCUCCAGAGCCGGAGAACAGAGCUCCUAAAGCUCCUCUCAUCCUGCCAAAAGCUGAGCCGGAGGAGCGGGAUAUCUUUGCCGUCCAGGUGAAAGUGGAGGAAGUUGAAGUGGAGAUGGAGACUCCUAAUCUCCCUCUGGAUAAAAUCAAAAGAGAGAAAGGUGGAGACAGUAAGUCAGGACAGCAACAGGAAACAGAGGAGAGCAGCAUGGAAGAAGCAUCGCAUGACACUACAGGAGGAAGAAGAAGUGAGGAGUUUGGAUCAUUUGGAGAGAGCUUUACUGAUGAGAGCAACCUGGAGACGAGCAAAGACAAGAGGCCAGAAGAAGAGGAGGAGGAGGAGCAGGAGGAGGAGAGCAACAUGGAGGAGGAGAGCAACAUGGAGGAGGUUUCAGGGAGCAACACGGAGCAGGACACAACGGGAGAGGCUGCAGGGAUGGAGACAUGAUGCUCAAGGAAAGAGGUUGGGAAGAAAAAGUGGCAGAAAAAAGCAUUCUUGGAGAUUCAGAGGAAAUAUAAAACCAGUAGAGAGCCAGGGCAACUUUCUGAAAGGGACAGUUAGAUGUUUCAAAGUGAGGUUGUAUGAGGUACUUCUCCAUCGACAGUGUCUUACCAACAGUAGAUGGCAGUCUAAGCUUGGAGAAACCAACAGAAGUACCAGCAGGGUGGACGAGGGCAGAGAGAGGUGUAAUUAAGACACCUAAAAAACAAUAUCAGUUCAGGAUGAGGCUAUAUGUUGAACAUUUUAACCCGUUUUCCUUGCCGUCAGUCGUCCCUCUUGCCCCCACGCCGCUUUAUAUGCUCAGAAUCCAUUUACAAAAGCACUUAUUUACCUCUUAAAAUAUCUGGUUUUCUGCAUGCUUUUGUGUCGACUCUGAACUAGGGUUAGUUCACCUCCCACUAUAACACACUGGUGAGAAUACUGGACUCCACCACAACCAAUAAAACCCUAAAUAUAGAAAGAUGAAUAAAGGAUGGGAUGAUGAUGACCAUAAAAAGUAUUAAAAACAGGAUCCUGAUAAUCUUAAGGUCCUCUAAUGAGUCAAUUAAUCAAAGAGGAAUAAUCUCCAGCUGUAUAAAAGGGCAAUCUUAAUGCAGAAAUGACAAAAAAUGCUUUGAUCAUUCCAUCAAAUAUAUACAUUUCCUGCUGUUCUCCGAUAUAUGAUAUUCAAGUGAGCCUCUUUGGGGUUUCGGACUAACACAACAAGACUUUAAAAGACAUCACCUUGGAUUUUGGAGAAGCUAUAGAUGGACAUUUUCCACUUUUUUCUGACAUUUUAUUGACCAAAAACAAUGAAUUGAGAAAGUAUGCAGGUUAAUUGACAGUCGCCAGACCCGAUAUAUGUUAAAAACAUGACUUUACGUAGCUCACAGGGACCAGAUUCGCCAAACCUACCUCAUUCCUCCACAUUUUACUACACAAUAACAUCCAACAUGUGACUUCCAACCUGUAAACAUGACUCUGAGGGUCCUUAUUGUUUGUUGUAAUGGUUUAUUUGUGUCCUGUUUUAUAUACAGAGGUGUUUCAUUCUGUUGUAAAUAUAGAAUAGUUGAUUACCAAAGAAAAUGUUCCUCGUCUGUAGUUCUGUUCUUUCUGCAGGUGGGUAGUGGUUAUGGAACAUGUCUCAUUCACUUAUUUUUGCCUUAAAUAUGUUUAAAACCUUUCUACGUGUGUAAAUGUGAACUGAUCAAUAGUUUAUUUAUCACGGUAUGCUGUUGCAGAUGUUUUUCAACAGUUGUUAUUAGAAAACUGCAGAAGCCGUGGGAUAGGAAUUUGAAACAUUGGAGCCGUCCAAGGAAUUAAAUCCAUGGUUUCUCUUUUAGAACCGUAAAUAAAAAGCAGCUCUCGAGUCAGGUCUGAUAAAAGACUCAUGCAUGUUAUAAACAACAUUGGAAUAUGUAGUAAUUGAUGACUAAAUGCAGCUGUUAUUGGACUGAAAAAAGUACAAAUAUAUAUAUCCUUUUGGCCGACCAUAACAUGUAGUAAUGCAGAAACUGUCUGAUGGAAGUCUGCCCUAUAGAGGUAUAUAAAAAGGCCUCUGCAGGUUAAGAAAAGCAGCUUUUUCAGGUCAUGUCUGAUAAAAGACUCGUGCAUGUUGGAUAAAACAUUGCAAUGUGAAGUCAUUGAUUACAAAAUGCAGAUGUUAUCGGAUAAACACGUGAAAAGAUAUUGCAUGAUGUCCAACUAUACCAUGUGUGUUCUUGCAUUAUGUUUUCGUUUCUACACUUAGGAUUUAAGUAAUGCAGAAACUGUCUGACAGGAGUCUGCCCUAUAGGAGGUAUGAAAAAGCCUCCGCAGGUUACACUUCUAGAUGAUUAAAUCCAUGGGUUGUCUUUUAAAAAGCAGCACUGAGUCUUUUCGUGGUUCUCUUCACCACUGGUUUCGUGUUCGAUCCUUUACGAGGUAUGGCUUUGAGCAUCUUGAGGCUUGAUGGGAGGCCAGAAUGGAUGUCUUCAUUCAUAAAAGUCGCUUGUAGUACAUACUUAAUGUGAACGUAUUGUGUUAUUAUGUGUUGUUUCUAUGCCUGUGAUUUAAAGACAGAGGAAAUAAUGCAGGACCUGUCGGAUAGAAGUCCUGGAGGUGUGAAAAAGCCUCUGCAGGUUACAUUUCUACAGGAAUAAAUCCAUGGUUUGUCUUUUAAAGACUUUAAGAAAAGCAGCUCUCAGGCCAUGUCUGAUAAAAAAUGUGUGCAUGUUAUAAACAACAUUGCAAUAAGUACUAAUUGAUUACAAAGUGCAGGAGUUAUUGGUUCAAAAAGAGCAAAUAUAUUUCAUUUUGUCCAACUUUAACAUAUAUGUUGUUUCUACAUUGUUGUGUGAUAGAACACUGUCCUAUAGCAGGUUACAUUUCUAGAGGAACCAAAUCCAUGGUUUUGAAAAGAAGCAGCUCUCAGGUGAAUGGAUCACAUAUUACCUUGAGGCUGCUUCUUAUGAGUGUUAGAACAGCAGGUGUGUUGAAGCAUCACCAUGAGAUGAAAAGAGAAACUGAUGCAGAAACCGUGUAAUAGAAAUCUGAUAUAUUGGAGAUGUUAAAAACCCUUGGCAGGUUACAUUUCUAGAGGAAUUAAAUCCUUGGUUGUCUUUUAGAAGCAGCUCUCAGGCAGCGCUGCGUCUCUUCGUGGUUUUCUUCGCCGCCGUCGGCUUCGUGUUGGAUCCUUUACGAGCUUUGGGUUUGGCUUUGAGCAUCUUGACCUGCCGCGGGCCUUUGAGGUGCAUCGGUUUGGGUUUGGUGGCUUUGGGGGCCUUGGCGGGCUUCGGGGUGACGGCGGGGGGUGAGGGGAGGCUCUCUCCCCCGGGACAGGCCCUGAAAACUUGGACGUCCUUCACCCGCCGACCCCUCAGCUCGGGGGGAUUCGCACACGUGGCUCGCACCUUCAGGUUGACUUUCUCGAUCCACCUGUGGAGGAAAUAUCACAUUAUCUUUUCUUUAAAAUGCCCGGAAAACUAAGAGUGUGAAAUGAUGGUACGAAUGGGAACACGUAACUAAGGAAGAGCUAUAAUUGGGUGGAGUUUAACCACUUCUUUAAUGUGUUCGGUCGAGAAAUCGAGACAAGUGACAUUACAUGCGCAGCGGCAGCAGAGGGCAGUCACACAUCAGAGGGUUGUCAGCCAGGUUGAUGACCUCCAGGGAGGAGAGGGUCUGGAGGUCCGGCACCUCCUCCAGCUGGUUCCCCUCCAAGAAGAGACUCCUCAGCCCCGGACCCACACCUGCCAGGGAGCUCUGCGACAUCUGGAGCAAGAAACAUCAGAAUACUGUUGAAUCACCUCUGUGAAAUGAUUUGGAGCUGUAUGGAGUGAACGGGGAGGUUAUCGUAGUCAAAGAUCCAACAAACACCGACAGAACACCAGAACUUCAAUACAUGCAAGGACUAAUCACAUGGACGAGACACAGCUGGGGAGGGAAGGCAAAUCAGGUGAUCAGACAGGAGGGAACACAGACAUAACACAGGGGGGAAGUCUUCUCAAAGUCACACACAGACGGAGUGCGACCCCCUCACCUUCUCCAGCCCCAUGUUAUCCAGGUACAGCUCCUUCAGGGAUCUCUCCAGGGGUCUGAAGGCGUUGGGCCCCACCCAGCGGAUGGCGUUCCCGGACAGCCUCAGGUCCCGGAGACUCCCUGCCUUGCUGAACGCCUCGGUGGGCACUUCCUUCAGCUUGUUGCCGCCCAGGUGGAGCGUGUCCAGGUCCCCGGCCCCAUCCAGAGCUCGAGGCGACAUGUUUCCGAUGGCGUUCCCAGUGAGGUAGAGCGACCGGAGGCCCUCGGCCCCCGACAGGACGUCCGGCUCCAGCCUGGUGAUGGAGUUGUUCUCCAGGUGCAGAGCCAGCAGGCUGGGCACCAGGCUGAAGGCUCCUCGGGGGAAACCUGUGAAGCGGUUCUUCUCCAGGUGGAGGUAGGUGAGCUGAGGGAGGCCUGAGAAAUUAAAUUAUAGGAAUUUAAAGCACAUGUAGAUGGAAAACCUCCCAAAGUAUUUAGUGAUGUAUCUAAAGGACCUUUGAAGGCGUUGUGGCUGAGGGAGGACAGGUCGUUCUCCGACAAGUAAAGGUAGAUCAGGCCCUUCAUGCCGCUGAAGGCCCCGUCCUCCACCUCCACGAUCUUGCAGCGCUGCAGGUGGAGCGACACCACCUGGGCCACCCCAGGGAAGCUGCUGCCGGGGAUGUAAUGGAAGUGGUUUCCACGGAGGUCCAGGAGCCUCGUGUCUGGAGAGAAACCCCGAGGAACUUUAGUGUGAGCGCGAUUCUCACACGAGGAGUGGUGUGUAUCAGCCUGGAAAUGAUGGGAAGGUUAGAGGGGAUGAAACACACACAUUUCACUUAAUAGUGUUUGGGAAAUCCCAUUGCUUUUUCACAACAGAUCCCUUGUAAAUUAGCUCAUAGAGUCCUAAGAUGGUUGUACUCCCGGUGGUCUGAUUUUGAUGAAUUCUGGGUCGAGUUUUUAAGUUUUAGGGGACACAGCUAGCAUGGCUCCGUCAAAUCUCUAUGUUGACAAGAAAUCUGUUCACCAAGAACUACCAAAUCUCGUACCGGCACUCACCUCGCAGACACAGUUUGCAGGACACUUGACCUUGUUCGCCGGCGCCUCUGUGGGUGGAGGUGUGAUCCGCCUAGCCUCUUCGAACUCAGCCUUCAGCAUGGCCUCCUGGCUCUGGCAGCGGAGCUCUGGAGGGUAGACGGCCUCCAGGUUCUCCCCCGACAGGUGGUCCGGGCCUCCACAGGUGCCCAUCAGCUUCACCUUGUUACGGAUCGACCAUUCCCUGCGAUGGAAAAACCAUCCGCAUGACUGCACGUACCCACCGCUACGCUAAAGGCGGCUAACGUUUGGCAGGGUGCAGAGAGGUACACACAUCCUUCACAGUACAGAUAAUCAUGUUGAAAAACACUCUGGUAAAAGUUGAAGUGAUGAAUAAACUUGGGAAAAGUUCAGAUAUUUUAAUCUCCUUGUUGCUGAGCUAAUACCAAUAAUACAACUGGAAAUCAUUUACAAUAUUACACCAAACCAUUGUCCCAGAUCCUCCCCGUUCUUCCCUCACAAAUGAGUUUGUACCUUAUUAUGUUUUGUAACGUUUGUUGUAUUUGUUGAUCACGUGUGUAUGAACUACAAACUGUACUGUACGUAAACUCGGAUAUCCAGUUUGGAAUCUGUUGAUUAAACCUUUAAUGUCUUUAA
This is a messenger RNA of Eleginops maclovinus (Patagonian blennie), 7852 nucleotides long. It is a transcript of the gene l3mbtl2, whose product is annotated as L3MBTL histone methyl-lysine binding protein 2. Lineage: Eukaryota; Metazoa; Chordata; Actinopteri; Perciformes; Eleginopidae. The transcript has 18 exons. Gene Ontology annotation, biological process: negative regulation of DNA-templated transcription. The record is from RefSeq and is a predicted model, not a curated record. Gene Ontology annotation, cellular component: nucleus. Gene Ontology annotation, molecular function: zinc ion binding; chromatin binding. The coding region runs from base 5 to 2635 and encodes 876 amino acids.